This is a messenger RNA of Planococcus citri (citrus mealybug), 899 nucleotides long. RefSeq names its product transmembrane inner ear expressed protein-like. The transcript has 5 exons. Lineage: Eukaryota; Metazoa; Arthropoda; Insecta; Hemiptera; Pseudococcidae. The record is from RefSeq and is a predicted model, not a curated record. Bases 272 to 829 code for a protein of 185 amino acids.
AACAAGAUCGCGUGACAGCUUUUGGGUGUGGUCCACCGUGUGCAAUAAAAGCGAUACGAUUUUUUAACAUUUUCCUACUUGAAUACCUUACCAAAAGUUCUGUUUUCUUCUCCGAGCAUCGCCAAAAAAUAUCAGGCGUUAACAAGCACGCAAAUUUAUCAACAUUCGCGUAUAGUAAAUAAAAUCUACCUACUAUUUUGUGCAGGAAUUUCAUCUCACUCAAUAAUGCUUUAAAAAAUCAUGCAGUCAAUAUAGUGAAAAUUUAUUGAACAUGGAGCAUAAUUCGACGACUAAUGAUUCCGGUGCAGUCGAUGUGAUACUAGGAUCGAAAAUUAUCGGCGAUUUAUUAGUAUGGCACAUUUUGUCGAUCAUUUGUGGCCUUAUAUCGAUAAAAUUGAUAUGGUUAUGCUGUUGUGUAAGUUUUCGAAUUCCUCGAACGAAGCAAGAAAUAGAAGCGGAUUAUGUUCGAAAACAAAUCGCUAAAAAGUUUCGCAAACAAUUGAAUUCAAUUCCAGAUGGUGAAAUGGAUGAAAUGGAUUUGACAAAAGCUGUUGAACGAGUCCGAUUUGAAUUAAUGACCGAUGAACAGAAAGAAGCUGAGCUACGAGCUAAACAAAAAACGUGUCAUUUUCGAGAAGAUUUCAUAAAUGAAAAAUCGCAAACGCAAGAUAAAACCUCCAUUAGCAGUGAUCCUUUAAAUGCAGGAACAUCUGAAGAGAAAUUAAUGGAUGAUAAAAACAACAGUCAAUUGAAUAAUAAAUUUGUGACCAUUGUGAACGCUUUCAAUGUGCUGAAAUCGAAAAAAUCUUCCAAACAAAUUACAGUCUAAAUUAAAGUAUGCAGAGUAAUAAGGUUUUCUGUUCUUCUUAUUCUUAAUAAAUAUUCAGCUCGAAAGUGUA